Syzygium oleosum is the source of this 4117-nucleotide messenger RNA. Its product is annotated as RNA polymerase II C-terminal domain phosphatase-like 1. The record is from RefSeq and is a predicted model, not a curated record. NCBI's taxonomy places the organism in Eukaryota, Viridiplantae, Streptophyta, Magnoliopsida, Myrtales, Myrtaceae. The transcript is spliced from 17 exons. The coding region runs from base 602 to 3541 and encodes 979 amino acids. Gene Ontology annotation, molecular function: RNA polymerase II CTD heptapeptide repeat phosphatase activity.
CGUCGACAGAAAACUCCAGACUUUCCUCCUCCUUCCUUCUCCGUCGUCUUCUUCUUCAUCACCUUCAAACCGCCGCCGCCGCCGCCAAACCCUAGCUCCGACCGCCGCCGCCUCCGCUUCCCCUUCCCCUUCGCCGGUUCCACUCCCGAGAACCGAGCGAAACUCGAUCCCCCAUCUCAGUCCUCCUCCUCCCUUGACGAUCCCCUUAGUAGCAAAUCCCCGCUUGACACGGCUAAAGAAAAUUAGGGUUUGGAGCUUCUUCCCCCUUGUCCGUCAUCUCGGCGUCCGCCGCCGUCGUCGAAACCGGUCGCGGAUCUAAGCAAAUUUUUUUUCAAAAGGGGUACACACGCGCACGAGAAAAGGGCCAACCUAAAAUUUUUUUUCUCUUUUUUUUUUUCCUCGACUGGAUCGGUCUUCCCGUUUGACCUUUUCCGUCGGCUUCACCUAAAAAAGAACAAAUCAGAUCGGCAAGGCCUUAAAAAGGGUACCCGUGAUUUGAUUCGAUCUUGAUGGAUUGAUGAUUUAUUAAAGGGACGGACGGACGGACGGAUUGAAGGAGGGAGGGGUGUUUACCGAUUGACACAGGGAGUGGGGAGGGAACAUGUACAAAUCGGUGGUGUACCAUGGGGAGGAGUUGUUGGGGGAGGUGGAGGUUUAUCUGCAACAGCUGAGCAGGGAUGAUGGAGGAGGAGGGGAGGAAGAGGAGAGUUGUUACCAGAGUAGGAAGGAGAAGGCGAGGAUGGUGGAGGAUGUGGUGAAGGAGAGGGUCAGGGUCGAUCACCUGUCUCAGCCCAGUGAGAGGUGCCCUCCACUUGCAGUGCUCCACACCGUUGCAUCUUGUGGGAUUUGCUUCAAAAUGGAGUCCCAAUCCUCCCUGUCACCGGACUCGCCGCUCUCCCUUUUGCAUUCCUCCUGUACCAGAGACAGCAAGACUGCAGUUAUGCCACUCGGAGAAGAUGAACUUCACUUGGUUGCCAUGUACUCCCGGAAUGGUGAUAGACGACAUCCAUGCUUCUGGGGGUUUUGUGUCCCGUCAGGACUUUACAGUUCUUGUCUUGUCAUGCUUAACCUAAGGUGUCUUGGGAUUGUAUUUGAUCUUGAUGAAACGCUCAUUGUUGCAAAUACCAUGCGAUCCUUUGAGGAUAGGAUUGAAGCUCUCCAACGCAAAAUAAAUUCCGAGUCAGAUCCGCAACGCAUUUCUGGCAUGCUUGCAGAGGUGAAGAGGUAUCAGGACGAUAAGACGAUUCUUAAGCAGUAUGUCGACAAUGAUCAGGUUGUUGAGAAUGGGAAAGUGAUCAAAGCUCAGUACGAGAAUGUCCCUGCGUUAUCUGACAACAGCCAACCUUUUGUUCGGCCGCUUAUACGGUUGCCAGAGAAAAAUAUUAUUCUGACCCGCAUUAAUCCGCUGAUUCGCGAUACAAGUGUUCUUGUGAGGUUGAGACCUGCAUGGGAGGAACUUCGGAGUUACUUAACUGCUAGAGGGCGCAAGCGCUUUGAGGUUUAUGUUUGCACUAUGGCUGAAAGAGAUUAUGCUUUGGAAAUGUGGAGGCUUCUUGAUCCAGAGUCAAGCUUGAUACAGUCAAAAGAAGUUCUGGAGCGCAUUGUGUGUGUUAAGUCUGGUUUAAGGAAAUCACUGUUUGAUGUCUUUCAAAAUGGAAUAUGCCAUCCUAAGAUGGCAUUGGUGAUUGAUGACCGUUUGAAAGUUUGGGAUGAGAAAGACCAACCUCGUGUUCAUGUUGUUCCUGCAUUUGCCCCAUACUAUGCUCCUCAAGCUGAGGCAAAUAGUGCUGUUCCAGUAUUGUGUGUUGCAAGAAAUGUUGCUUGUAAUGUCAGAGGUGGCUUUUUCAAAGAAUUUGACGAGGGUCUUCUACAAAGAAUUUCCGAAGUUGCAUAUGAAGAUGACACAAGAGAUAUCCCUUGUCCUCCCGAUGUGAGCAACUAUUUAGUUUCAGAGGAUGACACUUCUGCCUCGAAUGGAAAUAAAGAUCCACUUUCUUUAGACGGAAUGGCAGGUGCUGAGGUCGAAAGAAGAUUGAAGGAUGCAAUUCCAGCUUCAAUUGUCUCUUCGGCAAUUACUAAUUUGGAUCCAAGGAUACUUGCUUCUCUUCAGAAUGCACUUGCAUCUUCCGCAAGCACAAUUCCUUUGUCCACAUCUCAGACAACAGCUUCUACCUUUCCCAAUACGCAGUUUCCUGAAGCCACUUCAUUAGUUAAAAAAUUUGGCCAGGCUAGUCCUCCAGAGCAGAGCAUGCAGAGUUCGCCUGCUAGGGAAGAGGGUGAGGUGCCAGAGUCAGAAUUAGAUCCUGACACCAGGAGGCGGCUGCUCAUCUUGCAACACGGGCAAGAUAAUAGGGAUCAAGUUCCUGGCGAACCUCCAUUUUCUGUGAGACCUCCGCCGAUUCAAGUAUCCGCUCCUAGGGCGCAGUCACAUGGAACCUGGUUUCCGGUGGAAGAAGAGAUGAGUCCAAGGCGACUAACCAGAUCAGUUCCGAAAGAAUAUCCACUAGAUUCUGAAAUGCAUAUUGACAAGCAUCGACCUCAUCAUCCGUCCCUUUUUCCCAAUAUGGAGAGUUCCAUUCCUCCUGAAAGAGCUGUUCAUGAAAGUCAAAGAUUGCCAAAAGAGGGACAUGGUAGAGAUGACAGGCUAAAGCUAAACAAUACUUUUUCCACUUAUCAUUCUAUCUCUGGUGAGGAAAAUUCUUUGAGUCGCACAUCAACAACUGGUCGAGACUUCGACUCUGAAUCGGGGCGACCUAUACCAACUAGAGAAGCUCCAGCUGUUGUUUUGCAGGAAAUUGCAAUGAAGUGUGGAGCAAAGGUGGAGUUCAGACCGGCUUUGCUUCCAAGCAUGGAUCUGCAGUUUUCUAUUGAGGCUUGGUUCGCGGGAGAGAAGGUUGGCGAAGGGAGUGGUAGAACAAGAAGAGAAGCCCAACACCAGGCUGCUGAAGGUUCGCUGAGGCAUUUGGCUGAUAUAUACAUGAUGCGGGCAAAGUCUGAUCCUGCUUCCAGACAAGGAGAUGGAAAUCGGCUAUCACCAGCAAGGGAGAAUGGAUAUUUCGGUAGUAUUUACUCUUUUGGGAAUCAGCCGUUGCCGAAAGAGGAUCCUGUUCCUUAUGCUACCACAGUUGAGCCAUCAAGAUUUCCAGACCCAAGAUUUGAAGGCCCUAAGAAUUCAACGGGCUCUGUUUCUGCUCUUAAAGAAUUAUGCAUGAUGGAGGGUCUUGGUGUGGUCUUCCAAUCCCCGCCACAGCUGGCAACAAAUCCCAUGCAGAAUAAAGAGGUUCACGCACAGGUUGAAAUCGAUGGGCAGGUUUUGGGGAGGGGAAUUGGCUUAACAUGGGAUGAAGCUAAGAUACAGGCUGCUGAGAGGGCUCUUGCAUCGUUGAGGUCAAUGCUCGGUCAAUUUACUCCAAAGCGUCCAGGCUCCCCCAGAUCGUUGCAAGGGAUACCGAGUAAACGACUCAAGCCGGAGUUCCCAAGAGUUGUGCAGCGGAUGCCCUCUUCGGCUAGAUACCCCAAGAAUGCCCCUGCCGUUCCCUAACUGUUUGAGUCAAAGUUUCAUUCUUUUUGCUCUUUAUCCGGGCCUUUCUCAGUUCACACGUGGAGAAGUUGGAGAUAUUGAAUCGCAGGUUCAUGUUUCGUUUCAACAACUAACAAUAUGUCCCGGCAAAGAUCUUCCUUGUUGAUCUGACGACUUCGAGGGCGUUCAUUAUUGGAAGAGUAGAUGUACCUGAGACUGCCUCACAACUCGAGCCAUCAUUUUGUCGGCAGGAUACUGGUCUCUGGUGUAAAUCGAUUCUUUUCUCGUGCUCUGCGCAUUUACUACACAAGGCAAACCCAGGACUUGUGCUCGGCUCGACAAACUGCUGCGGAUCGAAAGCUGCCUCCACUCGAUGGCUCGGCGUGGCUCGAGGACUUGACCAACUAACCGACAGUGUUAACCGUGCUACAGUUUAACUGUUUUCCUUUUUUUCCCGCUCGGUGGCCCUUGACAUGGGGAGAUUGUGGUAAUUCUAGGGCUGCUUUACUGGCGAAGUCUUCCGGCACAGCGACGUAACAUUUCGGUGUAUCGUGGUUGAUUCUUUGAGCAAUGAAAUCUGUACAAUUUGUUUGCCGA